AUGCUUUCAGGAUAUGAUGAUCCACAAAGGAUGUUCAAAUGUCGAGGUACUUUUGUUGGGCAUCAGGGUCCUGUAUGGUGUCUAUGUGUAUAUGGAGAUUAUCUGUAUAGUGGGUCUUCCGACAAAACUAUAAAGGUGUGGGACACAAGCACCAGUUAUAAAUGUACAAAAACUCUUGAGGGACACACGGGUAUAGUGCUGACUUUGUGUGUGUAUGGGAAUAAACUCUACAGUGGUUCUCAUGACUGUAAUAUCAUUGUCUGGAGUAUUGACUCUUUGGAAAGAGUAAAAACCAUUGAAUCCCAUGAUAAUCCAGUCUGUACAUUAGCAUCAGCAAGAAAUAAAUUGUUCAGUGGUUCUCUGAAGGUGAUACGGGUAUGGGAUGCACAGACAUAUGAGCUAAAAAAGGAAAUAACUGGUCUUAAUCACUGGGUUCGUGCCCUUGUUGCAACACAUAAUCAUCUCUACAGCGGAUCUUAUCAAACCAUUAAGAUUAGACCAAACUUUAUUAACAAUAGCAAUUUUUUUUUUUUUUUUUCCUCUCUUUCUUUCCUCUCUUUCUUUUUUUUUUUCCUCUUUUUCCUCUUUCUUUCCUCUCUUUCUUUCCCUCUCUUUCUUUCCUCUUUGCUCUUUCCUCUUUCUUUCCUCUUUCCUCUUCUUUCUUUCCUCUUUUGCUCUUUCCUCUCUUUUUCUCUUUUCUCUCUUUCCUCUUUGCUCUUUCCUCUCUUUCUUUCCUCUUUGCUCUUUCCUCUCUUUCUUUCCUCUUUGCUCUUUCCUCUCUUUCUUUCCUCUUUGCUCUUUCCUCUCUUUCUUUCCUCUUUGCUCUUUCCUCUCUUUCUUUCCUCUUUGCUCUUUCUCUCUUUCUCUCUUUCCUCUCUUUCUUUUCUUUCUUUCUCUUUGCUCUUUUCCUCUCUUUUCUUUCCUCUUUCCUCUUUGCUCUUUCCUCUCUCUUUCUCUUUCUUUUUUCCCUCUUUGCUCUUUCCUCUCUCUUUUCCUCUUUUUCUUUUUCCUCCUUUGCUCUUUUUCUUUGCUCUUUCCUCUCUUUCUUUCCUCUUUGCUCUUUCCUCUUUCUUUUCUUUUCCUCUCUUUCUUUGCUCUUUUCCUUUCCUCUUUCUCUUUCUUUCCUCUUUGCUCUUUCCUCUCUUUCUUUUCCUCUUUGCUCUUUCCUCUCUCUCUUUCUUUCCUCUUUGCUCUCCUCUCUUUCUUUCCUCUUUGCUCUUUCCUCUUUUUUCCUCUUUGCUCUUUCCUCUCUUUCUUUCCCCUCUUUUCUCUUUCUUUCCUCUUUCUUUCCUCUCUUUUCUCUCUUUGCUCUUUCCUCUCUUUCUUUCCUCUUUGCUCUUUCCUCUCCUCUUUUCUUUCCUCUCUUUCUUUCCUCUCUCUUUCCUCUCUUUCUUUCCUCUUUCUCUUUUCCUCUUUUUUGCUCUUUCCUCUUUCCUCUUUUCUCUUUCUUUCCUCUUUGCUCUUUCUUUCCUCUUUUGCUCUUUCCUCUCUUUCUUUCCUCUUUGCUCUUUUCCUUUCUUUUUCUUUUUUCCUUUCUUUCCUCUCUUUCCUCUCUUUCUUUCCUCUUUGCUCUUUCCUCUCUUUCUUUCCUCUUUGCUCUUUCCUCUCUUUCUUUCCUCUUUGCUCUUUCCUCUUUGCGAUUUCAUGAAGAUCAUAACUCAAAUGAUAAAGGAUUUCUCUUAA
Messenger RNA from Acanthosepion pharaonis, 1683 nucleotides. NCBI's taxonomy places the organism in Eukaryota, Metazoa, Mollusca, Cephalopoda, Sepiida, Sepiidae. The record is from the annotation of a GenBank genome assembly.